Messenger RNA from Pyrus x bretschneideri (Chinese white pear), 1183 nucleotides. RefSeq names its product phosphatidylglycerophosphate phosphatase 1, chloroplastic/mitochondrial. The record is from RefSeq and is a predicted model, not a curated record. The transcript is spliced from 5 exons. The coding region runs from base 33 to 1082 and encodes 349 amino acids. NCBI's taxonomy places the organism in Eukaryota, Viridiplantae, Streptophyta, Magnoliopsida, Rosales, Rosaceae. Gene Ontology annotation, molecular function: phosphatidylglycerophosphatase activity.
CAACGUGUUAUCCCUAAAAACCAACAAAUAGAAUGCAGUCGACCUCAACAACUCCAUUGCCAAAAUGCUCUUACCCUCUCUCCCUUAACCACUUCCACUAUCGACACCCUCGCAAACCCCUCAACUUCCUUCUCCUCCCCCGAAAACCCCAAACCCACUUCACCAACCACUGCGCCCUUUCCAUCUCUCACACCCACGGUUGCAGCAGAGAGCACCAGAACCAGAGCCAGAAUCACAUCAAUGGCGAUUCCGACCCCUAUCAGAACGAUAUGUUGUUUCUGCAAUUGAACCCCUCAGGAGACACCGAAGACGCCGGUAACCAAAGCCCAGAAGCCCCAAACGACGAACGAGGGCGAGAUCAAAGAGAGAGCGAAGCCGAUAAUUCCGAGGGACUUUCGACAAACAUGUGGUGGGCAGACGUGAAAGCCGCAUUGGGACAAAGGUUCAACUUUGGAGCAUUAGUUCGUUCAGCCAUGGUGCUCACGAAAGACAAGCACUUGGUGCUGCCUCAUGUUUCUGUGCCUGAUAUAAGGUACAUUGAUUGGCCUGAGUUGCAUAGAAGGGGUUUCAAGGGUGUUGUGUUCGAUAAGGAUAAUACUAUCACUGCACCUUAUUCCUUGACGCUUUGGGGUCCUCUUGGGUCUUCAUUGGAGCAGUGCAAAUCAGUUUUUGGACCCGAUAUCGCGGUGUUCAGUAACUCGGCAGGGCUUUAUGAGUAUGACCAUGAUGGUUCAAAAGCUAGGGAGCUUGAAGGGGCUAUUGGAAUUAAAGUCAUAAGACACAGAGUGAAGAAACCAGCCGGAACAGCUGAAGAGAUCGAGAAGCAUUUUGGUUGUAAAUCGUCACACCUUAUUAUGGUGGGUGAUCGGCCCUUAACUGAUAUUGUCUAUGGUAAUCAAAAUGGAUUUCUAACUAUUUUAACCGAACCGUUGAGUCUCAACGAGGAACCAUUCAUUGUUAGGCAGGUGAGGAAACUAGAAACAGCCCUUGUGAAUCAUAGGUUUAGGAGAGGGUUAAAGCCCACCAGUCAUAGGCUGUUGCCUGACGGCAAGCAGUGUGUGAAACAUCCGCCACCACUGUAAGAAGUAUUAUCGAUAUAAUUCAAAAACAAAGUUCUUCCAUCGGUCCUAGUGAUCCUGUUAGUUUGAUUCAAAGCAAUGAAAAUAUUUAUUUUCUUUCUCCA